Messenger RNA from Symbiodinium natans, 339 nucleotides. Lineage: Eukaryota; Dinophyceae; Suessiales; Symbiodiniaceae. The record is from the annotation of a GenBank genome assembly.
AUGGAGGUGGUCUUGCUGAGCAGUGAGGGCCUGCCUGAGGGCUCGGUCCUGUCAUUAAAGUGGGGAGACUUGAAGCGACAAGCGCCUGUGUCCCAAACAGGGCAGCACUUUCGCUUCAAUGACUCUCCGGCGCAGCCGCUGCAAAUGAAGGUGGAGGUGCUGACUCCGCUUGCUCCUGCCCAGAUGGUUAGCAUCAACCCCAUGCAGGAGACCUUUGAAGUCGCCUUUGAUCCACAGAUGAAGGUGCGGCUGCAGCAGCGUCCGGUAUCGGAGCUUCAACGACCGGUGGUAGACAUCACAAACGCGGCAGAUGGCAAAGGUCUUCCCGCCAGAUCCUAA